CUGGAGUACAAUAUGGGACGCAUACCCAUCGGUGGCUCAGACUUUUCCACCCGUGCCUAUAGUUUAGAUGAUAGCACACCCGAUGACGUGCCGCUCAGUAAAUUCAAUCUCACGUCAGAGGACAUGGAGCUUAAGAUCCCAAUUAUCCUAAAAGCAAAAGCCAUGGCCACCAGUGAUCUGAAACUGUUUGGCUCACCAUGGUCGGCGCCUGCUUGGAUGAAAAACAACCACCAACUAAUUGGCGGUGGUGAUUUGGAAGCCAAGUAUCUUGAUUGUUACGCCAAGUACUUUGUUAAGUACCUUGAUGCGUACAAAGCCCAUGGUUUGAACCACUGGGGCAUAACUGUGCAAAACGAACCCAUGGCUGGCCAGGCGUGGAACUCAAUGCACUUCUCGCCCGAGUCUAUGGCCGAGUUUGUGGGCAAACAUUUGGGCCCGGAGUUGGCCCGCAGUGGUUACGGUGUGGACAAAUUGCAAGUAAUGCAACUUGAUCAUAACGUGGGCAUUGUCAAGGAGUGGGUGGACAAGUACUUUGCCGACCCCGUGGCCUCCAAGUACACACAGGGAACCGCCAUUCACUGGUACGGACACGACCCGAAGGAACAGUUGGACGCACCCCAUAACCAACACCCGGACAAAUGG
Medioppia subpectinata is the source of this 642-nucleotide messenger RNA. NCBI's taxonomy places the organism in Eukaryota, Metazoa, Arthropoda, Arachnida, Sarcoptiformes, Oppiidae. The record is from the annotation of a GenBank genome assembly.